AUGCAAAACCCACAACAACACUCUGAAUAUUCUCGUGAGUAUCAUGUGGGCUCUACUUCAAAUGCUUCCAAUUCAAUGGCAGUAUAUCGACAACAAGUGGAGGAAAGUCAUCAUGACUUGGUCAAUUUAUUGACCCAACAAAUGACUACAAUUUUGAAUCCCAUGAUGGCUGAUCAUGAAUCGAGAUUCGAGCGUCUGGCCAAACAAGUUGAAAAGAUUGCUCGAAUCAUCGAUUAUGAUGAAGGUGAGGGGCAUAACGCUCGAGGGAACAAUGAGGGGAUGGAAAAUAUUUUUCAAAAUGAAAAUCAUAUUCCAAAUCGAGAAAAUCCUCGCCUGGUUCAUCAAAAUGAAAAUGCUGAUAAUGUUUUACAGGGAUUACGUGGUGAUCGUUAUCAGGUCACUCGAAUUGUAGAAGAGGUUUUAAAUCGGGUUGGAUUGAAUGUUGGUUUUAUGAAUCAGCCACAUUUUGUAUCUGCAUUUCCCCAAGUAGUUCAAAUGGUUGAAGUGCCAAGAGAGGUGAAAAAUCCAAAAAUAACCACAAAAUUUGCUGGAGAAGUUAGAGAAUCGACAACUGAAUAUGUUGCUCGUUAUUUGGUCAAGAUUGGGAACCUAACCAAUGAUGAAAAUUUGAAAAUGAAAUUUUUUCCUUCGUCAUUGACGAAGAAUGCAUUUACAUGGUUCUCGAAUCUUAGACCAAAUUUGAUUGCAACAUGGAAUUAG
This is a messenger RNA of Arachis duranensis, 720 nucleotides long. RefSeq lists its product as uncharacterized. The record is from RefSeq and is a predicted model, not a curated record. Bases 1 to 720 code for a protein of 239 amino acids. The transcript has a single exon. NCBI's taxonomy places the organism in Eukaryota, Viridiplantae, Streptophyta, Magnoliopsida, Fabales, Fabaceae.